AUGACUUCCACAGCUCAACCAAAUCUUGAUCCUUACGUUUCCAAAGCAGAAAAUAACAAUGCUUCUCCGCAUGAGAAAAUCAAAGACCUGCAUGAAAUUAUAAAAUCGGUGGAGAUCGGCAUGCUCACAACGCGCGCUUCCAACGGACAAAUGCAUUCUCGAGCCAUGGUUCCAACUGCCCUUCAAAGUGAUACGCAGACGUCUUUGAUCUUUUUCGCAAACAAUGCCUCGCAAAAGUUCGAUGAAAUUGAGAACGAUGCACACGUCAAUGUCAGUUUUAAUAAUGCAAAGACCACCAGUUGGGCAUCGUACGCUGGUAUAGCCAAGAUCUCCCAAGACAAAGAGCUCAUCAAACGACACUGGCAUUCUGGAUUGUCUGCUUGGUUUGGAGAUCUGAAAGACGGUGUCCACAAAGGCGAUGAAAAUGAUCCACGAGUAGCCAUUAUCGAAGUUGUCCCGGACGAAAUUCGAUACUGGAUCGCUACCAAAGGCACUGUCGGACGCGCAUUGGAAACUGGAAUUAACGCUGUCACCGGAGGGGUCAGUGUUCCUGGUGAAUUAAGAACCAUCACCUCCGCGGAGAUCCAACUCACACAGGGACUCCACCGCAAGUAA
This is a messenger RNA of Lentinula edodes (shiitake mushroom), 615 nucleotides long. RefSeq lists its product as uncharacterized. The record is from RefSeq and is a predicted model, not a curated record. NCBI's taxonomy places the organism in Eukaryota, Fungi, Basidiomycota, Agaricomycetes, Agaricales, Omphalotaceae. Bases 1 to 615 code for a protein of 204 amino acids. The transcript has 7 exons.